This is a messenger RNA of Fusarium pseudograminearum CS3096, 1002 nucleotides long. RefSeq lists its product as uncharacterized. The transcript has 4 exons. NCBI's taxonomy places the organism in Eukaryota, Fungi, Ascomycota, Sordariomycetes, Hypocreales, Nectriaceae. Gene Ontology annotation, molecular function: translation initiation factor activity; guanyl-nucleotide exchange factor activity. Bases 1 to 1002 code for a protein of 333 amino acids. The record is from RefSeq and is a predicted model, not a curated record. Gene Ontology annotation, biological process: translational initiation. Gene Ontology annotation, cellular component: eukaryotic translation initiation factor 2B complex.
AUGGCGACUAUCGAUACAUCAGUCGCUGCUGCGACCGAUAUUGAACAACCUCAAAUCUCCAAAAGCGCCGAUUUCGAUAUCGUCGAGACAUACCGUGGCCUCCUUGUCACAGACCCCGAUCUUACGAAACCUGUCGCUGCCAUCGAAUCUCUCAUCGCCCUUUUGAACGCACAACCUUCCACCACCGUAUUCGAGAUCCUCGACACUGUCAAAGUCCACUCCGACCGCCUCAAGGCCUCCGUCUCGAACCCCGUACCUCUCUCCGCCGGAACAGACCUCUUCCUCCAGUACCUCGUUUCUUCUCUCCGACAACAAGAUGGCAGUUUCGACGCCGUGAGGCAGCAUCUCCUCCGCAACGGACGCCUUUUUGCCCAGCGUGCUAACGCCGCGCGAGAGGGUAUUGCCGAUGCAGGAUGGAGGCUGAUUCGCGAAGGCCAGUGUAUUCUUACGCACGGUGCUUCGCGAUCAGUUGUUGGUAUUCUGGAUCGCGCUGCCCAGAACCUCGGUGCGGGCAAAUUCAAGGUUAUCUACGUGCGCGAGGAGACCCGUGUUGAGGAAAGCGAUCGCAUAGUUCGCGAGCUUCGCUCAAAGGGUAUCCCUGUUGCCGAGAUCGCAGAAGCUUCAGUUGCGUAUGUCAUGGGUUUGCUGCGCCAAGUCAACAUGGUGCUCGUAGGUGCCGAGGCCGUCACAUCCAACGGCGGUAUCAUCUCUCGUAUGGGCACCCUGCAGCUCUCCAAAUUGGCGGCCGAGGCCAACCUCCCCUUCUACGUUGCUGUCGAGACACACAAGUUUGCGCGCAAGUUCGUCAUGGAUCAACGGGAUAUUGGCUUCAAGCAAGACAUUCUCGACUUUAGUGUCGAUACCAAGAGCAAGGAUACUGUCGAUGCUGUCGACUUUACUCCCCCGGAUUUCAUCUCCAAGCUCAUCACAGAGAAUGGGAUUAAGCUUCCCGGCUAUGUUUUUGAGCAACUGCUCGAUAUCUACGGCAGUCUCAACGGCUGA